AUGGCAUCCAAGAAGGACAUGCGGAGGUUGGACCUCGCCAUCCCCUACAUCGACCCUCCCAAGAACAAAGAUGAGCCCGACAUGUCUAGCGCCAUGUCCAGCACCAUGCCUAUGGCUGCGCAGCUGGCUAAUGUUGGUCAAUUCAGGGUCUCCUUCGUUUUCUCGCUUCAGUCCUGGCUUGGUGAGACUCCAGACCAGAAGAGAACAGCUUCGACUCCGGCCUACAUGUCCGUCUUGAUGUCCUACCCCUUCGCCGAAGCUGACGAAGACACCGGCGAGACUAAACAGUCUCAAAAUUACAUCCAUAUACGGAUUCAACAGCGCAAUGGUCGUAAGACCUUGACUACCGUCCAGGGUCUUCCUAAGAAGUUCGAUCAGAAGAAGAUCUUGAAGGUCAUUAAGAAGAAGUUCGCCUGCAAUGGCACCAUUGUCAACGACACUGAGAUGGGCGAGGUGAUUCAGCUGCAGGGAGACCAGCGUAAAGAUGUUCAGGAGUUCUUGACCGACAAGAAGGAGGGUCUCGAGCUGGACGCCAAGACCAUCAAGGUCCACGGUUUCUAA
Molecule: messenger RNA, 561 nt
Organism: Aspergillus welwitschiae
Lineage: Eukaryota; Fungi; Ascomycota; Eurotiomycetes; Eurotiales; Aspergillaceae
Product: SUI1 family translation initiation factor
Exons: 7
Coding region: 1-561 (186 amino acids)
Biological process (GO): translational initiation
Cellular component (GO): eukaryotic 43S preinitiation complex
Molecular function (GO): RNA binding; ribosomal small subunit binding; translation initiation factor activity
Source: RefSeq, a predicted model, not a curated record